AUGGCCAGUGAGCCACCCUUACCAACGCGCACUUCUAGUGGGUUCAGCCUCUUAGCCAAGAUACGAUCUCACAAAGAGCCCAAACAUGCGAGUCCGGCGAUAGAGCACGCGCGUCGGAGUAGUAGUUAUGAUAGCACCUCCAGCCCGCUGGCCAAAUCAUCCCCUUUCUCUUCUCCCGCUCUAGAAGGCUCCGGCGUGAAGAGCAGGCGCCUGAGCGUGGAUCCUCGAGAUGACUUCGUUGUCAGCGUCUGUUCGCUGGAUGAGGAGUUUGUAUCAGCUUCAAAGAUUGGUCGCAGGAAAGAGAUCGGGAAGGGUGCCAGUUCGACGGUGAAGAUCAUGCAGAGGAAGGGUGACAAGAAAACCGAAGGAACGCCGCUCUAUGCGGUCAAGGAGUUCCGCAAGAGAUCCUCCAGAGAGACCGAGGAGGAAUAUAUCCGUAAGGUGAAAUCGGAAUAUACCAUUGCAAAAUCCCUCAACCACCCGAAUAUCGUCCAGACUGUGCGGCUGUGUACCAGCAACGGCAGGUGGAACCACGUCAUGGAGUACUGCCAGCAAGGGGAGCUUUUCAGUCUGAUGGAACGAAAAUACUUGAAGGCUGCUGAUCGGAAUUGUUUCUUCAAGCAAGUCCUUCGUGGAGUCGAAUACUUGCACAUCCACGGGAUUGCGCAUCGAGACAUCAAGUUGGAGAACCUGUUGAUGACGGACGACGGUUAUAUCAAAAUCACCGACUUUGGUGUCUCGGAAGUCUUUUGUGGCGAUCAUCCCGGGGUUGCAAGCUCGCGAGGGCGUUGCGGACAAGGCAUGCGAAAUCCGCGAAGAUCUGCACCCGGCAUCUGUGGUUCGAGACCGUACAUCUCGCCAGAGGUACUGUCGCGGGACAGGGAGUACGAUCCCACCAAACUGGAUGUGUGGGGAUGUGGUAUUCUCUUCAUGACCAUGACUCUCAGUGGUAAUCCAUGGCAAAGUGCGAGCAAGGAAGAGACGAACUAUGCUCGCUUUCUGGAGGGGUGGAGGGCAUUCUUGGAUCGCUUCGGAGAUGCCCCAAUCGAUGAGAAUUGCCAUCCCCAAUGCGGGCCAAUUUUCAACGCUUUGCCAUCAGACUCGAUCCGGAGGUGCAUCCUGAAGAUGUUGCAUCCGGACCCAGAGAGGCGAUGUACCAUCAAUGAUGCCCUCAACGACCGCUGGGUAAGAGUCAUCGAGUGCUGCUCACGAGAAGAUGCCGACUCGACGGCGGAUGCCAUUGAUGUGGCCAAGACAGACUGCCACAUGGUGGCAGCACGAAUGAAGGUCCAGCCCAAGCACGACCAUUUGCCCCCACCAAUCAAGCGGUUGCCUCAGCAUCGUUUCAGUAUGGGUGACGGGACGUCGCGGUAUGACUGA
This is a messenger RNA of Cladophialophora carrionii CBS 160.54, 1380 nucleotides long. RefSeq lists its product as uncharacterized. Bases 1 to 1380 code for a protein of 459 amino acids. Gene Ontology annotation, molecular function: ATP binding; protein serine/threonine kinase activity. Gene Ontology annotation, biological process: intracellular signal transduction; protein phosphorylation; intracellular monoatomic cation homeostasis. Lineage: Eukaryota; Fungi; Ascomycota; Eurotiomycetes; Chaetothyriales; Herpotrichiellaceae. The record is from RefSeq and is a predicted model, not a curated record. The transcript has a single exon.